Micromonas commoda is the source of this 232-nucleotide messenger RNA. RefSeq lists its product with no specific name. The coding region runs from base 24 to 176 and encodes 50 amino acids. NCBI's taxonomy places the organism in Eukaryota, Viridiplantae, Chlorophyta, Mamiellophyceae, Mamiellales, Mamiellaceae. The transcript has a single exon. The record is from RefSeq and is a predicted model, not a curated record.
CAGAUGUUCACGAAUGAACAGGUAUGGCAUCCUGCUUUGGUAUAUAUAGCGUUUAUUUACAUCUUUUUUUGCGGUUUAUGGGUCGUCACUUUCGUGCAUUUUUGAGUAUGAAAGAGAAUCCGGGGAUCUGGACAUUUUGCAAGUUAUUUAAACUUAUUAUUGACUCAACUGGAUAGCAUCCACACACAAUCACACAUACACACGUAAUACAAUACAAUCCAUAUAUAGUCUA